GGAACACGUACCGAACCCCUUGUCAGAUUAACACUAGUACUCUGUAGCAUACUCCAGACUCAAAAACUGCAACCAGGCGGUGGCUUCUCAUCUGCGAUCCCGACGGUGAACCGGCGAUAUCCCGACGGUAAACUACAUCGAAGCUUCGAAGAUGGCGAUCGAUCGUGUUCCUCCUUUUAUCGGCGCGCAGCUCAAUUACCUUCUUUCUCACUCCCCCUUACCUAUAAAGGUUGAACAGAUGUGGUCUGGGUCCAAGAACUAUCCUCUCCUUGAUCGAUUCACCUUGGCCAUUCCCUUUUGCCUCGAUUUUAUCAGAUGGGACGUUUUAUACAAUGCGAUUUAUCCAUUAGCUGCACCAGACAUCAUCUUUGGGCCUGAAGAUGAAAGCUUUCGACCAUUCCAUGUGACACGUGAACAAGGAGAUCUGAAAUCCCCAAAAAACAGUUUGUCUGAUUGGAAUUACAAAGAUCCUACUCGUCUUUUAUCUCUCAUUCUUGAACUCAGGGAAUUGUAUAUGGCCUACCAGCGGAAGUGUGUUGAAGAAGUUGACGAUGAGAGGUUGAAAUUUGAAAUUAGCACAAUUAUUUCAAGAGAGGUAAUUAUAUUCUUUGAGUCACUUGAAAUUGUUUUAGUUUACAGAAGUAACAAAUGUUAAGUAUCUCGUAUUUUC
Molecule: messenger RNA, 670 nt
Organism: Diospyros lotus (date-plum)
Lineage: Eukaryota; Viridiplantae; Streptophyta; Magnoliopsida; Ericales; Ebenaceae
Exons: 4
Coding region: 152-655 (167 amino acids)
Biological process (GO): double-strand break repair
Cellular component (GO): BRISC complex; BRCA1-A complex
Source: RefSeq, a predicted model, not a curated record